Messenger RNA from Aethalodelphis obliquidens (Pacific white-sided dolphin), 3374 nucleotides. It is a transcript of the gene BEST1, whose product is annotated as bestrophin 1. Gene Ontology annotation, molecular function: chloride channel activity. The transcript has 9 exons. The record is from RefSeq and is a predicted model, not a curated record. Lineage: Eukaryota; Metazoa; Chordata; Mammalia; Artiodactyla; Delphinidae. Bases 17 to 1786 code for a protein of 589 amino acids.
AGCUCAGUGCCUGGCCAUGACCGUCACCUACUCGAGCCAAGUGGCUAAUGCCCGUUUAGGUUCCUUCUCCCGCCUGCUUCUGUGCUGGCGAGGCAGCAUCUACAAGCUGCUCUACGGCGAGUUCCUCAUUUUCCUCAUCUGCUACUACAUCAUCCGCUUCAUUUACAGGAUGGCCCUCACGGACGAUCAGCAGGUGAUUUUUGAGAAGCUGACUCUAUAUUGCGACAGCUACAUCCAGCUCAUCCCCAUUUCCUUCGUGCUGGGAUUCUACGUGACACUGGUCGUGACCCGCUGGUGGAACCAAUACGAGAACCUGCCAUGGCCCGACCGCCUCAUGAACCUGGUGUCGUGCUUCGUCGAGGGCAAGGACGAGCAGGGCCGGCUGCUGCGGCGCACGCUCAUGCGCUACGCCAACCUGGGCAACGUGCUCAUCCUGCGUAGCGUCAGUGCUGCGGUCUACAAACGCUUUCCCAGUCCCCAACACCUGGUGAAAGCAGGCUUUAUGACCCCCUCGGAACACAAGCACUUACAAAAACUGAGCUUGCCACACAACUCAUUCUGGAUGCCCUGGGUGUGGUUUGCCAACCUGUCAACGAAGGCCUGGAUUGGAGGUCGAAUCCGGGACCCUGUCCUGCUCCAGAGUCUGCUCAACGAAAUGAACACCUUGCGUACUCAGUGUGGACAGCUGUAUGCCUACGACUGGAUCAGUAUCCCACUGGUGUACACUCAGGUGGUGACCGUGGCGGUGUACAGCUUCUUCCUGGCUUGCCUGGUGGGACGGCAGUUUCUGAACCCAGCCAAGGCCUACCCCGGCCACGAGAUGGACCUCGUUGUGCCCCUCUUCACAUUCCUGCAGUUCUUCUUCUAUGCUGGCUGGCUGAAGGUGGCAGAGCAGCUCAUCAACCCGUUCGGAGAGGAUGAUGAUGACUUUGAGACCAACUGGAUUGUCGACAGGAGUUUGCAGGUGUCCCUGUUGGCUGUAGAUGAGAUGCACCAGGACCUGCCACCGAUGGAGCGAGAUAUGUACUGGAAUGAGCCAGAACCACAUCCCCCCUACACAGCCGCUUCUGCCCAGUCUCGUCGGCCCUCCUUUUUCGGCUCCACCUUCAACAUCAGUCUGGAUAAGGAGGAUUUGGAGUUCCAGCCAGAUCCGGAGGAGGAAAGUGCUCACACUGGCAUCGCUGGCCGCUUCCGAGGGCUGCAAUCCCACGACCGCCAGCCCCCCAGGACAAACUCAAAGACCAAACUACUGUGGCCGAAGACAGAAGUCCUUUCCCACGAGGGCCAGCCCAAGAACCUCGGGGGAGACGGCCAGGACACCAGUGAUCAGGAAGACGUCAAGGCCUGGAAAGGGGAGGAUGCCUUCAAGUCCGCCGUGCUAUACGGGAGGUCAGGCUACCACAGUGCCCCCCAGACACCCCUCAGCCACACCCCUAUGGUCUUCCCACCUGGACAGUCAGCACCCUCAAGUCUUCGCAAAGUCUCAGGCAUGGAUGACACCGUCAAAGACCAAAGCCUUCAGCCUCCAACUCCCAGGUCCAAGAAGAGCUUUGAAUUGCUCCCAGAGAGUGCUGGGGCCUCAACGGAGCACCCGGAAGUGAGUCACAUGAGGAGGAAAACUGUUGAGUUUAACCUAACAGACAUGUCAGAGGCCCCUGAACAUCUCAGAGAACCACAUUUGGGACAGUCGACAAGCAACAUACACACUAUACUCAAAGAUCGUGGCGAUCCCUAUUGGGCCUUGGAAAACAACAGGUCUGUCUUCUACCCACACCAGGGUCACUGAACCCCCCAGCCCACCAGGGGUGGUCCCCACCAGCUUCCCCUGCUCUGAAGCCCACCCUACUCCCAGUUUUCCUAUGGUUCUAUGGCUGCCAGGCCAUGCCCAGCACUGGCUUGGGGCACACACCUGGCCGCCACAGCAGGGGCUCUAGGGAAGUGUUGGCGACUUUCGCUUAUUUCACCCAAGAGCCUGACUCACCAAGACUUCUCUGGGGCCCAGGGAUAGGAAGACGAGGUUUGCACCGACAAGAGUAACGCCAAAGGGCCACUAGGCCAGGCUUACAUGGGCUGACGAUACCAGUGGGCCCAGCUCACCUUAAGCAGGGGUGGCAGACACAGAAACACAGGCAGAACUCGGGGCUCUAGACUGUAGCCCAAGAACUCGACUUACUGGCCAGGCUUAGCUGGGAGGUCGCAUGAGCCCUCCCCCAUAACCAGUGGUGGCUCUGAAGCCCUCCUGGGAAGGGUGCCACACUCCUGGGAACUGGCAGAUGAGGUGGGGACAAUCCAGGUCCCUUGGGGCAUCUUACUGCUUUGGGGACCUCACCAAGACUUCUGAACUUAAAUGAGCUCUUCAUGCAUUUUUGAGGUCAACCUAAAGUUGUCACGGUACCACCAGAUGUUUGCCUUUAUUCCAGAUUCCCCAGAUGUUCACUCACCCAAUUAGACCCAGCCCCCCACCCCAGCCCCCCAUCACGAUGUGAAAGGGAAGUGUAACUUCUCAUUUCUUAUUAUUCUCAAGCAGUUAUUCUGAGGUCAGAAUACCUAGCUUUGUAUUGAAAACUGAAAAGGCUGAAAAGGCCUACCACCUGUCAUACUUCUCAGGGCUAGCUGGAAACUUACAAAUCACUGUGGCUGGUUUAGGAAACAAUGUUAAUGUAGUUGGUUAGCAAGGACCCAGAUGGCUCCCCAGUCUUCUAACACUACUCACUGGUUAAUAUUCAAGAUGUCUCAACCUCUUCCCUCCUACUGCAGCUAUUUUCCUAUUGAAAUGAAGGUCUUUCCAUACUCAUGUAAACUUUCCUCAAAUUCUCACUAGGGAUGAAGCACGUUCCUAGCCUGCUUCCCAAGGGGGAUGCUUCACCGGCCUGGUCCUACCUGCGUGUACACCAGCAGGACACUGAUCCAGUCAUAGCCAUAUAGCUGUCCACACUGAAGAACAUAUCCCUACGACAGCCUGAAUUAAAUGGUUACCUUAAUGAAGAACAAGAAUCAGUAGCUUCAAGUCUACUUUAAGCCUCAAAAUGCUUUCCGUACAUAUAAAUUGUGAAAGCCAGAACUGCUGGAAACGUAUAAAACACCUAAUUCAGAAUCAGGAAUCCUUAAGUCCUGUCUGAAUUCAAAACACCCAAGCCUUGGUAUCUUUCGCAAACUAAGGAAUUUCGUACGUAAAUACAGAUCCUCCUAAGCGGUUCACUUUGGUGAGUGUGACUGAGCCAUGGUGGCACUUACAAGUUUAAUAAAGAUGGCCUGGAUACACUCCUAGCCCACCCCGAGAAUUCAAAGACAACAGCUGGGUACCAAAUUACUUUAUUUGAAGGAAUAGUACUAAGGAAAGGACUUGUAGAUAUUUUGGUACAACUUACAGAAAA